This is a messenger RNA of Selaginella moellendorffii, 2399 nucleotides long. Its product is annotated as protein IQ-DOMAIN 31. Bases 426 to 2216 code for a protein of 596 amino acids. The record is from RefSeq and is a predicted model, not a curated record. The transcript is spliced from 7 exons. Gene Ontology annotation, molecular function: protein binding. Lineage: Eukaryota; Viridiplantae; Streptophyta; Lycopodiopsida; Selaginellales; Selaginellaceae.
CUCUCUCUUUCUCUCUCUCGUUACCUAGCAGUGUGUGUUCUUCGCCGCUAAUCCUUUUGGGGAGCGCCAUAGCUCUUGUCUUCUCUCACUGUCGCGGCGCCUGCGAGGAGGCGUGAAUGCGACCGGAGAUCUUCCAGUUCUAUCUCCUGCCGCUGCUGCCGCUGGAGCUCUAGGCGCCGAUCAGGAGCAUCCGCCGCCGGCAUUCUCGCGUAAUCUCCAGGUAUCGCGUCAAUGCGGGCUUGAAUCGGCAUUCUCUCGGCGUCGCCAGGGUUUUGGUGUCGCAGAUGAAGGGAUUGGAGGUUCUCGGGGCUUGAGGAGGCGGAUUAUCGCAUCCAAGGCGCCAGGAUCGAUCAACCAUCGCUUGUUUUGUCGUGUUUUUGUCACGGCAGAGACCUAAUUCCUGUGUUCUUCAGUGCGGGUUUGCGAUGGGGAAGUCCGCGAGAUGGAUCAAGAAAGUUCUCGGCCUCAAGAAGAAAUCCUCGUCCAAGGAGAAGACGCCCUCGAAGUCGUCAGAGAAAACACCGGCAAAGCCAUCGGAUAGUGAGUUUGUUGUCCCGACGAAGCCCAUCUUUAAUGAAAUUCCGCAAGUGGUUCCUGUGCAGCCACCAUCUCCAAUUGAGCCCGUGCAUGCGAAGAAGGAAGAUCCGCCUCCUCCCCGUGCUGAUCUAUGCAUAUGCCCACCAGUGAAACUCGAUCGGCAGAUACAGUGCACGGAUGAAUCCGUUGAGGAGUCUGCCGAAGAACUUAAUCAUGCAUCUCGCGAGGACCCGGAGCUCGAUGUCGUGGACGAUGAUAUCUUCCAGAAAGUUAUCAGCAAGGAGGAUCUCGCGGCUGUGAAAGUCCAAAAGGCUUUUCGAAGCUAUCUGGCUCGGCGGGCACUUCAUGCUUUAAGAGGUCUGAUCAGGCUACAGGCUUUGGCUCGCGGUCAUGCUGUGCGUAGAGAGGCUGCGGCAGCUUUAAAAUGCGUGCAAGCGAUUGUUCGCGUCCAAGCCAUUUUCCGAGGCCGGCAGGUUCGACUAUCGGAGGAAGGCCAGGCAAUCAAGUAUCUUCUCCAACGUUACAGGCAGCUCACAGAAGACUCCUGGCAAUUAGCGGACCACAAACCAUACAAGGGGAUUUACCGCGUCAGCAGCAACACAAAGAAUGCAGAUCAAGCAAUGCAACGACAGCGGGAAUGGAAAAAGUCGAGGAAGCAACCAUUGUACAUCGACUCGGCGCUGGAGUCUGGCUCCGGAUGGGGAUGGCUGCAGCGUUGGACACUCGCUCGGCCAUGGGCAAUGACCGACGGCGUGGACAUCCCGGAACAAAGCCCAAGACAGCACAAACAGGAGCUUCCAACGCAAGUCAAAUCUUCGCCUUCGUAUCCGCCUGACACGAUCGCAGAGAAAAGCGAGACGUAUCCAACGCCGGAACUAAACUCACACCAACACCCACGCCCGGCGGCCCAGGACGUGGUACACGACGAGCCCGCGAAAGAAGGUCCCAUUGCGGAAUACACCGAACCAAGAACCUCCGACGCUCCUCAUAUCGACGAAGACUCACCAGAGCUCUACGACGCCACCGAGACGCUCUCUCCGCCAGCUGAGAAUGACCACACCAACGGCCACGAGGUCGACCACGGUAACGGACAUGACGAGUACCCGGACGAAGACCAAGCUUUUGGAGAAGAAGAGGAAGCGUUGGAUCAGGACAAUGGCCGCCACCACCACCAUCAGGACGAGGAUGACAACGAAGAAGAAGAGGAGGAAGAAGAAGAAGAGGAAGGCACAGCUCGCAUCGCUCGGGCCGAGGAUUCGACCAAGCAGGGAUACUUUUCACCGAAAGUUGAGAACAACAUAGACAACGCUACUACUCCUCACCGAACGCGCGUUCCAUCAUACAUGGCAGCGACGCAAUCGGCCAAGGCCAAGGUCCGCGGCCAGAGUCCCAAGAGCGCGUCACCGACGGAGACGGGGAAGAGGAGGUUCUCCAUCCCUGGACCGAAUAGCACCAAGGCGAGCUAUGGCGAAGCUCCUCCACGGAGGCUUUCACUUCCAGGAGGUCCCAAUGGCAACGACACUAGCCCGAGAAGGCACUCUCUUUCCAAUGGCCGGCUUCCAGAGAUGGUUCGCUCGCCACAGCCGCGCGCUUCGAUUGGCAAGGCAAAAGCUGGUGAUGGUCGCGAUGGUGGCGCUGUGAGGAGAUCUACUGAAAUGCGGAGGUCGUUCAAGUUUUAAAGAAGAGCUCUCAUCCUCUCUGUCGAUCUAAACUUCAAUACUACACGAAAGUAAGCUUGGUAAGUGAGGUUUUUGGUUUCGCCAUCUUUUUCUCGUUUCAUUUUCUUUUGAGAAAUGUUUCUGGUUUUAAAAUAAUUUUACACAAUCUAACUGAUUAAUAGUUGAUUAGUAUAAUUACCUUGA